This is a messenger RNA of Colletotrichum orchidophilum, 645 nucleotides long. RefSeq lists its product as uncharacterized. Lineage: Eukaryota; Fungi; Ascomycota; Sordariomycetes; Glomerellales; Glomerellaceae. The record is from RefSeq and is a predicted model, not a curated record. Bases 1 to 645 code for a protein of 214 amino acids. The transcript has 3 exons.
AUGGGCCGGUCCGGAUGUACGCGGUUAGACCAGUCCGCGAGGCUUCCAGCACAGAUCUCCGACGUACUGCAGCAGGAUGUACCGCCUAACGUCAAGUUCGAAGUCGACGACAUUGAAGACAGCUGGACGUACUCGCACCUGUUUAAUUACAUCCACAGCCGAAUGAUGAACUCUAGCAUAUCCAAGUGGGAGGAGUACAUUCGUCAAUCUUACGAGUACAUUCAAAACCUCACCCCCGGCAGCUGGCUCGAGCUCCAGGAUUUCGCCCAACCCCUCUCCGAUGAUGACACACUAAAGGAGGAGCACGCUCUCUAUCAGUCCAUGAAGCACCUCGUCGAGGCGGCGGCCAAAACGGACCACGCUUUUGUUGACCUUGACGCGCUCAAGCAUAUGAUGGAGGCCGCCGGCUUCGUCGACUUGUCGGAGCUGCGCUUCAAGUGGCCCAGCAACACGUGGCCGCGGCACGCAAAAUUCAAAGAGCUCGGCGCCUCGAACCACGAGAACAUCACGACCGGUCUGCAGGGGUUCCUCAUGGCGGCUCUGAUACGCGGGUUGGGGUGGAAGGCGGAUGAGGUGAACGUGCUGGCUGCGCAGGCGAGGAAGGAUGUCGGGGAUCGGAAUAUUCAUGCCUACUGGCCCAUGUGA